CGGUAUUUAGUCAUCAUAAUAUGUGUAUUUUUUGUCAAUGAUGACAUGUAUUGAUACAUAUUUACAUUCCAAAUAUCUAGAGAACAGUUAUCCGUAGCGAGUUUUAUCAAGAAGCCUCUUUUACGUAAACGAUGGCGGAAAUGUAUAUUUCUUCACUCAGUAGUUUUAUACAGGUGUGGACGAAAAUGUAUUUCCCGCCCCCUAAACGCCGAAGUCAUAUUGAUAUCGAAAUCAAAUUUCUCGAUUUUUUCAAAAAAAUUACUUAUUUAUUUACCUACACCCUGUAUAUUUAGAAUCUGAAGCAUGUUAUUAGUAAAUUGGACUAUUGACGUUUCCAUAGCGGCUUUCAAAAUACAAACAGUUCGUAUAAAAUCAGCAAAAUGUGUUUCAGAUUAAAGGAAAAAGCUUUGUUUAUCCAUUAAAUAUGCAAUAAGGUCAAUCGAUUUAUAAUACAUAGCUAGAAUAGUAGAAACAUAUAAUAGGCUUGAAAAAAAUUGUACACUUUAUUUCUCCAUCGCAGUAGUAGCUAUGUAUGUACCUAAUUCAUUGCAGUGGCUGAUAAUAAUUAAUUAACCAAUUGUCUUUAAACUACUUACUAUGGCUAAUAAAGAGGACAUAAAAAAUUUUCAGAGCCGCUCUGAUCUAGUCGCUUAUUGGAGCGUACCUUUGUUAGAUGGUGUGCACACUGUUGAAUUUGAACACGGCACUACUACUGGAAAGAGAGUACUGAGACUAAAUGGAAAAGAAAUAUACCGAAAAGAUUGGAUGUUUAGGUUGGUGGGCGAUGUAAAAUUCACCUUGGGAAAGCAGGAAGCCAAAUGUGAAUUACGAGUGGAUCCAAUCCCGUACUUUUGUUUUUCAUAUUCGCUAUAUGUCGAUGGAAAACCUUUGGAGAAGUUUGUGGAGAAACAGAAUCAAGCGGUUAAAGCGUGGAGCAUCGUGGAAAAUGGAAAGCGCUACAGAAUUGUGUUUGAUAAGCCAGUUAUGGAGAUAUGGAUGAAUGGAGAGAUAAUUGAACCAGAAAUAGAUUUUAUAGAAAAAGGUACAGAAAUGAUAUUUCAAAUUGGAGAAGCAGAGGCAAAAAUUAAGUCCAAGAUUAGUCCAGAAAAUAAAGAAGUCAUUUAUGACUUAUUUGUGAACAACAAUCUUAUCGAAGAUGAUAAUUUUAAUGAAUAGUUUAUAGAUAUAAAAUAUACCAUACUUUAAGCUAAAUUGUAGAUAUUAUUUAUUGUCACUGCGUACAUAUGAAUACUGAGUGUUUUGCAUAUUGUCAUAAAAAUAUUUUAAAUUGAA
This is a messenger RNA of Sitophilus oryzae (rice weevil), 1293 nucleotides long. RefSeq names its product fas apoptotic inhibitory molecule 1. Gene Ontology annotation, biological process: positive regulation of neurogenesis; negative regulation of extrinsic apoptotic signaling pathway via death domain receptors; canonical NF-kappaB signal transduction. NCBI's taxonomy places the organism in Eukaryota, Metazoa, Arthropoda, Insecta, Coleoptera, Curculionidae. The transcript is spliced from 3 exons. The coding region runs from base 598 to 1176 and encodes 192 amino acids. The record is from RefSeq and is a predicted model, not a curated record.